This is a messenger RNA of Fopius arisanus, 1647 nucleotides long. Its product is annotated as probable citrate synthase 2, mitochondrial. The transcript has 8 exons. Gene Ontology annotation, cellular component: mitochondrial matrix. Lineage: Eukaryota; Metazoa; Arthropoda; Insecta; Hymenoptera; Braconidae. The record is from RefSeq and is a predicted model, not a curated record. Gene Ontology annotation, biological process: tricarboxylic acid cycle; carbohydrate metabolic process. Bases 83 to 1555 code for a protein of 490 amino acids.
UAUAAAUCAAUGGAUUGAAUAGAUAGUCAUUAGAAUUAUUUUCGAUUCUCUAAAUUCUCAGUGAACUGUCAAAACUACCGAAAUGUCGAAAUUUUAUCGAAUACUUCGACAUGAAAUUCUCCGGAAUAAUUACAUUCUCGGCAAUCAUCGAGGUUUCAAAAUUUCUCCAUUCGCUGCAGGAAUGAAAAAAGUAUUGGUGAGUAAGACCCUCGGGGCUCCGAGCUCGAGCACAAACUUGAAAGAAGUUCUCAACGAAAAGAUUCCUCUGUACUACGACCUCAUCAGAGAAUUUCGCGACGAGCACAGCUCCAGUGUAAUUGGACAGAUAACAGUCGAUGAUUUGUACUCAGGACUAUCAGGAGUAGAUACGACAGUGAGAGAAACGAGUGAAAUUAAUGCUCAUUCAGGAAUAAUGUACCGAGGGUUGACAAUGCCUGAGAUCGUCAAGCUACUUCCUCUCCGUGGUAAUUAUCCCAGUCCAGAAUCUGUCUUCUGGCUUUUAUUGACAGGAGAUAUACCAACGGAGGUUCAAACAGCUGCUCUCGUAUCUGACUGGGAAAAUCGAAGGGAAAGGCAGAGGUUUUCCCUCAAUGAAGCCAGAAAUUUUUUACUGCCACUGCCCAAGCACCUGGGACCGACAACAAAACUUUCUCUUCUCCUCGCAGCAUUUGAUUUCGAUGAUAAAAAAUCCAGGAGUGGAAUCAGAGGAGCUGCCAUGAGUUGUACACAUUGGGAGUCGAUGUACGAAGACAGUAUGGAUGUGCUGGCUAUCUUCCCGGCAAUUGUGGGACUCGUUAAGAAUCCUGACAGCUUCAGGAACACGAGGGAUUCCGGGGAUUCCGUUGAUUGUCUGAUGGAAUCGCUUAAGAAGAACUCCCAGGAGAAAUUGACGGUUCAAUCGUCGACUGAGGACCUGCUCCGGCUCAUAAUUUUACUCAAUGCGUACUUGCAAUUGGAUGAAGCUGGUGGUGUGCCAAGCAGUCACAUCAGCCAAAUUAUGGGAUCGUGUCAGUAUAGCCCGAGAAAAGCUCUUGCUGCAGGAUUUUUAGCUCUUGGUAAUGAGCCAGUAACUGGAACACUUCCUCAGUGUAUGAAUUUUCAAGAGAAAGUUCAACGACUGCUGGGUGCACACCGAAAGGAGGACAUUCUCCGUGGAAUUGUCAGUGCUUUUAUGAAAAAUCCAUCGAGCUUUCCAGGCUAUCGAACUUCCAAUUUCUGCGAUCCCAGAUUUCUUCUCCUGCAGGAAUUCGCGAAUAAAAUAAACAACGCAUCGCUACAUCCAGAUGUUCAAAUUUCAAUUGAUAUUUCGAACGUUCUGCAAACCAUUUCUGCUCCUGAUGCUCCGCGAUUGGUUCCAGAGAUGAAUUCUUUAGCGGCUCCUUUACUCAAGUCGAAUGGACUUUAUGAUAUGGAAUUCAAUCAGACCGUAAUCUGCAUGGCUCGAUCCAUGGGUUUGCUAGCCUCGAUUAUCUGGAGCAGAAUCAUCAAUCUUCCAGUGGAGAAUCCAAAUUCACGAAGCACUCACGCUUAUAUCGAAUCCCUCAGGAAUCGUUGAAAACAGCUGACCACAUGCCGCCAGUCUGACCACUACCUUCACUGGUGUCUGAUGAUUGUCUGACUACAGGAUGUCAUCAUCCUCGUGAUAGA